This is a messenger RNA of Diorhabda carinulata, 5336 nucleotides long. RefSeq names its product exportin-4-like. The transcript has 10 exons. Gene Ontology annotation, biological process: protein export from nucleus. Bases 82 to 3492 code for a protein of 1136 amino acids. NCBI's taxonomy places the organism in Eukaryota, Metazoa, Arthropoda, Insecta, Coleoptera, Chrysomelidae. Gene Ontology annotation, molecular function: small GTPase binding; nuclear export signal receptor activity. The record is from RefSeq and is a predicted model, not a curated record. Gene Ontology annotation, cellular component: nuclear pore; cytoplasm.
UGGCAACAACGUAUCUAAAUAUAACCUAGUUAUGAAUAAAAGUUUAAUGUGUGUAUAUCAAUUGUAAAUUAAUAUAAAAAAAUGAAUGAUAAUAUUAUAUCUGAGUUGGGAAAAGCUGCCGAAGUUAUAAUGGCGCCUCCGAACGUUGUGUCCAACGAACAAAGACAUCUUGCGGAAAGUAUAUUUUUAAAUUUCAGAAAAAGCAAAUCCCCUUACGGUAUUUGUAGAGAAAUUUUAGAAAAAUCUCAGAAUGAAUAUGUACUAUUUGAAGCAGCAGAAGUGCUUAAAAGUGCUAUUAUAAGAGAAUGGUCAUUUUUAUUUGAUGAUGACAAAACUUCUAUUAGACAAUACUUGUUCCAAUAUAUUACUACAAAAUCGUUACCGCCUUUUGUAAGAGAUAGAAUUUUGCAAGUUAUUGCUAUUAUAGUUAAAAGGGCAAGUAUAGAUGAUGGAGGUAGAGAGAGGGCAAAUAUAUUGAAAGAAGUUGAAAACCUUAUUGUUAAUGCUGAACCUCAAAAAAAAAUUUUAGGUUGUAAUAUAAUAUUAAAUCUAAUGCAAGAAUAUGCAACAACAGUAAAAUCAACAGAUGUAGGACUUCCUUGGGAAGUUCAUUUCAAAGCAAAGAAACAAUUUGAAGCUACAGAUUUGAAGAGAAUUUUUCAGUUCUGCAUAUACCUUUUAUCAGAAGUAGUGAAAAAUGAUCCACCAUAUUCAGAUACCUUGUUGGAAUUAACAAGACAUUUGUUAAAGAUAACUGAAACUGUUCUCACUUGGGGCUAUGUUUCACCAAUUCUACCCAAAAGACUGAUUGGCAUCUAUGAGUCAUUGUAUGAAGCAGAUUCGGCACCAGCUUUAAAAUUGAAUUCAUCGUGGUCUGAAAUUAUGUUAAAUCCGGAAAUGCUUCGAUUGAUGUUUCAGAUUUAUUGGAAAAUAAGAGACAUUGACCAAUUGGCUCAUCAUUCUUUAAACUGCUUAGUUCAAUUGGCAUCUUUGAACGGAGGUAUUCUACCUACAGAUGAGUCUAGAUUGGAAUAUCUACAUUCAUAUUUAAUGGCAUUUUUCAAUCUGGUAUCCAAUAUAACUAUAAAAAACAAAGAAUCAUUAGGUAUAUCAAAUAUAGUAAAGAAAUUGAUUGUAUUUUAUGUACACGAUAUUGCAAAGCUACCAGACAACAUGAAAGAUACUUUAUUAGAUGAAUUUACAAGGAUAACAUGUCAUUUAUGUGACGGUGCUACAAUAGAGGAAGCGAAUAGCGAAGAAGACAGAUUUUUCACCGAUGCUUUUGACAACAUGUUAGAUGCUUGGACAAAUUUAUUACAAGAAUUCACACAUUCUUAUUUAGAAAGUAAAUUUCAGGAAUGUGCUAAACAAGUUUUUAAUAAAUAUGUACAAUGUCAUUUGUGCCCUCCUGAUGGAUGUAGGAAACUUGGUAAUGAUACUGAAGAUAUAGAAGAUGAUGAGGAUAAUGAUAGAAUUAAAUAUAAGGAGCAGUUACAGGUGAUAGGGAUGUUUGGUAGGGUUGUGCCGGCGCAUUCUCUGUCAGUUUUGUAUAAACUUCUCGAAGAUCGUAUUAGUAAAUUUGUGAAUCAUUUACAAACGAUGCAAAUUCGAGCAAUGAACGUAGCAGAAGCGGAUACAUUAAACAAUCUAUUUGAAGAUAUGCAUUGGACGAUUCUCAUAUCUGGUCACAUACUUUGUAUGGAUAGUGAUGGGGAAACUCCUAUGAUUCCUUCGGAGAUAAUGCAGUACUCUAUAGAUCAAUAUAAUAGACAGGAAUCUACUUUGAAUGCUACGAUGGCUGCAAUAAUCGCUUUAGAAUCUAAAGUAGCCAUUCCAGAAAACUUUGAACAAUGCGAUCAUGUUGUAAGAAUACUUUUCAAUAUAAUGAAGCUUUGUACAAUUGAAGAUUACGCAGCUUCGGUGAAAUUGGGCCAAUUUAUGAGUCCAGAAGUGGGAUCUAGUGUUAUGUGGUUCUUAAAACGAUGGUGCCUUUCUUAUUUAUUACCUGUUGAAAAUUAUUAUCAAGAGUUGAGUCCGACGUUAAUAGGAUGUUUGGGGAAAGAUACAGAUGGUGCUAGGUUAAUUGUGUGCUAUGUAUUGUCAAAAAUCCAGUCGAAUUUGUAUCAUUUCCAAACUGAACCAGUGUUGUUGAAAGAUACAGUGGAACUAUUCUGUGAUAUAGUCUGCGUUAAACAAAAAUCUGCCCAAAUAGUAAAAACGGAAAGUAUGCGCAACCUCAUAAAACUAUUUGGACAAUUGGAACCUGGUACUCUACCUCCUAACAUAAUCAGGGGCCUCUGCAAGGGAUUCGUUUUAGCGGGAGUAGCAUUACAUACAAGAAACUUUUCAGCAGAUGCUCAAUCGACGAUGAACGAAUAUUACGAACUAAUCCUAACACCUCUACAACAACGUUUCAAAAGCCUUACUAGCCAAGCUGAUUUCACCAGCAUAUGCCAUCAAGAAAAAAUACAAAAAAUAGUAAUUGAUUUACUAGAAGCGUUUAUAGGUAUAGUGAAAGGUUCCUUGAUGCCGAGCUCGACUACACUGUUUCAUUUCUUAGCACCGAUAUUGAGCGAACUACCAGUUUUCAUCACUGUCUACAAUAAUUAUCAAGUCAUAGUCCAACUUAUCCUAGAACUUUUCGGACAGUGUGCUAAGUACAUGCUGUGCUAUUUAUCACCUUUAGAUAGCAAAAGGUUGUACGAAAGUUCGUUGGCUACGGUCCAAGCGUACGCUAAAUGUAACCAAGGUAGAUUUACGACUGAAUCUUUCGCGGAAGAAAGUAGUUUUCAAGAUCUAGCUCUCAUUUUAGAUCUGUUGACAUUCAUAUUAUCGAAAGAUUGUUUCGAUUUAUGUACAGAUACUAAUAACGAAGAGAUAAACGUUACGGCUUCGGACAUAUCUUUAUUCGGUUUAAAUUUCAUAAUGCCUCUAAUGACCAUGGAUUUACUUAAAUAUCCUAGUUUGUGUGCUCAAUAUUACAGAUUGUUGGUACUAAUCAAUGAUAUAUACCCGGAGAAAAUAUGUAACCUACCACCGGAACUUCUUAAUACUUUAUUAAGAUCUAUAGAACUUGGUUUAACUAAUUUCGGUUCUGAUAUAGUACAAGCCUGUUUGGAUUUUAUACAAGGUAUGGCUACUUAUACGUUCAGACAUAGUUUAAUGGAAACUCCUUUCGGACAAGCUAUAAGACCUUUUUUAAAAACAGUCAUGGAUUUAACUUUAUCACAUCAAAUUAAUACUGAUUCAACUUAUUACGCAAGUAAUUGUAUUUACGCCCUGAUGUGUUGUUUUCAAGACGAUUAUAAAAUGUUAGUGCAGAGUUUGAUACAGAUGCAGACUGAUCCGAUGACCGCAGAAAGACUUGCAGCAGCUUUCAAUAAUUUGGUUAUGAACGUCGAUAUGACUUGCGAUAGAUCGCCUAAAUUGAAAUUUAGAGAUAAUUUUGAUAAGUUUAUAGCUAACGUUCACGGUUUUUUGUUAGUUAAGUAGUUUUAGUUCUAUACGGGAAAUUAUUUUGCUUAGGUUAUUUAUCGUGCAUGAAAGAAACAAUGUUUUUUUAAGUUCGUAUUUAAAACUUUUGUAUGAUUCUAUUUAUACAUUUUUUUUUUAUAUUUCUUACUGGCUUUCGGUUUAUUUAAGAUACCAACAAUGGUACUGUCAAGUUGUGUCACUCGAGACAAGUUUACACAUUUAUUAAAAAGAAACCGUUCAAGCUAGAUCAUCCAAAUCAACGUUAUAUUUUGGAACUGUGUCUAUACUACGAUACCCAUUACAUAAAACAAGCAGAAAUGAAACACUUAAAUAUAUAUAAUUUUUUUUUCAAGUUACCCUCACAGUGCCUAUAUUGUGUUGAAACUCAAAUAUGUCAAUCGUGUUUCAGUCUUGAGACAUAAAAAAUCAUUUUUAAAAAAUAUAUCGAGCAUUUUGAAAAAGUAGUUUUUUUUAUUAAGAAAAACUGCAUUUUUUAAUACUACUGUUUUAUUAUGUAACAAAAGUACAAAAGUUUUUGAAAAGAUAAACAAAAAACAUUCUUUGGUAAGCUAUCUGUAGAUAGAUAUAAGAAUUAAAUAAAAAAGGAACUUUCCGAGGAACUGAAAAAGUAUAUCUGCCGCGAUGAAUAGAUACUCUGAUAAUAUUUGUGUUACCUCGACAUCUGUAAUAUCUUCAAUCUCAGAAGAAAUGAAUAUUUUUUUUGUAACUUGCUUUCUGGCACAUAAAGCUAUACGCGAGUACAAAAUUGGGCUUUGUUGCAGUUAUUUUUCCUAUAAACUUUUUUAAAAUGUGGAGCUUGGUAUGAAAAUUCCACUAAAACGAAGUCUACGGUCUUCAGUUCUGCUGGAUUUACCUCAUCGACAUCCCUGUCAGAAAAAAUUUUCAUUAAAUUCGAGAUCUUCUUCAUGUGACGAAUCAUCAGAAUCUUUGUAGGUCCUGAUUCUUUGUUAAGUUAAUGGUGCUGCGUUUACAACAUUCUUACUUAGAUCGGGUAAUUCUUCUUUAAUGUUUUCUUGGAUUGUAUCGCUAAUAUUGACAUUUUAAAUGCUUUUUCCUGGUUCUAACUGAAUUUUUUUUCUUCUUACAGUGGUUGAGAUUUUACUGGAAUAAAGAUUGCUUAGAAAUAAUGUACCCUGAGUUUUCAGCUUCGAAGGGUUCUUCUAAAUUGGGUGGAAACUUUUCCGGCAUAUUUGUUUUAUUUAUUGGGUAAAUUCCAGAAGCGCGGAUUAGGUUGUUUGAUGUUCUAUUAUUCUCGUUAAGUUUUUCCAAACAUUUUUUCAAUAAUAAUUAGCUAGAAAUGCACUUAUCCCAUUGUUGAAGCUAUGACUGGAAUCAUUUAUGAUACAAUGUUGUAUCAAAACAUCCAUGUAUGGCUUUAAAUGGAAAAUUUGACUGUGAAUCAUCUGCGUGAACAGCCUAUAAAAUAAGUGGUUUGUGUGCUACUCUCAGUUGUAAUAUCAAUAUAGAAUAUUAUUCGUUCUUAACUGAUCAAUUUUCAUUAUUGACUUGAAGAUCUCAUUGAAUUGUUGAGGCACGAAUAAAUAUAUGAUUUAAUGAGUGGACUAAUUGCUCAAAGUAUUGUGUAAUAUCUAUAAAACUUUCGGAGUAAAAAAAAUCAUUACUAGUGGUAAGAUAACAAUUUUUUAUAUGAAAUUUCUUCAUUGUCAUAAUUAUUAUUUGUUAUAAAGUUGACUAAAAACUGAUCGUUGUAGUUAUUUUGAAAAGUAUUCAGUGUUUUUCAAUUUUAAACGUACCUCAUAUAAAUUAUAAUCAAAUUUGGAUAAUAUUGAAUUGCAUUUUGUAAAAUCUCCAUCUAUAACAAAAAUAAAUCUAUAUUUUUA